AGAUCCGUUUCCGGUCUUUCGGAGGCUGACGUUGUUUUCCGGUUGUCUGUGGCCCAGGGAGGCGUUUGGGGUGCUCACGGUGAGUCUGGGAGACGCAAGAGCGCUGGGGUCCCCGCUGACCCCGCCUGGCCGGCAGCGCGGUACACACUGCUGUGGCUUGGGCUCGCGGCUGCGGACCUGGCGGCGGGGCUGGAGUGUGGCGCCGCACAGGCUGCCUGGCUGGCAGUGUUUCCCAUGCUUGGGUCGAUUGCUCACUUUGCUUUUUUCCAAAGAUGAGGCUGCUGGCGGUUGUGGUGUUGGCUCUGUUAGCCGUCAGUCAAGCAGAAGAAGGAGCCAGGCUUUUGGCCUCCAAAUCAUUGCUCAACAGAUACGCUGUGGAAGGGAGGGACCUGACCCUGCAGUAUAACAUCUACAACGUCGGCUCCAGCGCUGCAUUAGAUGUGGAAUUAUCUGACGAUUCCUUCCCUCCAGAAGACUUCGGCAUUGUCUCCGGUAUGCUCAAUGUCAAAUGGGACCGGAUUGCCCCCGCUAGCAAUGUCUCCCACACAGUUGUCCUGCGUCCUCUCAAAGCUGGCUACUUCAACUUCACUUCUGCCACGAUUACUUACCUGGCCCAGGAGGAUGGACCUGUUGUGAUUGGCUCCACCAGCGCCCCUGGACAGGGAGGAAUCCUCGCUCAGCGGGAGUUUGACAGGAGAUUCUCCCCCCAUUUUCUGGACUGGGCAGCCUUUGGGGUCAUGACCUUGCCCUCCAUAGGCAUCCCCCUGCUCCUGUGGUAUUCCAGCAAGAGGAAGUACGAUACUCCCAAACCCAAGAAGAACUGAAUGCAGUUUCCUCGGCCCUUCUCUCCCAAGAAACCAGGUUUUUUCUAGACUCCAGAGGGUGUCAAAAGUGUUCUCUUGGCCCUUGGCCCGUGGCUAUUUUGUCCUGAAUCUUACCCCGAACUCAACCAGAAUGCGAGGGGCAGGCCUGGAAGUUGGAGAGGGCCUCCCCGUUGUCACUGAAGCCAUAUAGACAGGACAGCCCUUAGCCACAGCUUCAGGGCUUGAGGGUCCCACCAAGGUGCUGUUGGUAUAUUAUUAGCAAUGUGAACUCUUUGGGGUCCAGGAGGGGCCCUUUGGAUACUGUCUGACACCCCCAUCCCCUGGCAGCUCCUCUCAAGAGGGUAGAGGAUUAUGGGGGCUACACAGGCCCUGCCUGGAUUAGGGGCACUUACCAAAUGAAUUUUCUAAUAAAAACAAAUGCCAUACCGA
This is a messenger RNA of Mus musculus (house mouse), 1253 nucleotides long. It is a transcript of the gene Ssr2, whose product is annotated as signal sequence receptor, beta. The record is from RefSeq and is marked validated. Gene Ontology annotation, cellular component: endoplasmic reticulum; endoplasmic reticulum membrane; membrane. The coding region runs from base 273 to 824 and encodes 183 amino acids. The transcript is spliced from 5 exons. Lineage: Eukaryota; Metazoa; Chordata; Mammalia; Rodentia; Muridae.